UCAAUCACUUAAUCCAUAAACACCAUGAAGCUCCUCAUUUCUUUAGUUUUUCUUCUCUUAGCUUUUCAGCUGAUUUCAGCCUCUCAGUAUUACCCUGAUAAUUCAUCACCUCAGCGACAGUAUCCCGAAAAUAAUGCUGAUCAGAAUCAAAAGGAGCCUGGAAAUUACUCAGAGCAACCUGCAAACUACUCCGAGCAAAAGAAAACGCAGCCUGAAAAUUUUUCGGAUGAAAAGGGGCAGUCAGGAAAUUAUUCUGAGGAAAAAGAAGAGAAACCUGUAGAUUAUGCCAAGCAUAAUGAGUCACAGCCUGCAGGAAAUUAUGGCCCUGAAAAUUCAUCACCACAGCCACAGUAUCCCGAAAAUAAUGCUGAUGAGAAUGAAAAGAAGCCUGGAAAUUACCCAGAGCAACCUGGAAAGUACUCCGAGCAAAAGAAACCGCAGCCUGAAAAGUAUUCUGAACAAAAAGAAGAGAAACCUGAAGAUUAUGCCAAGCAUAAUGAACAGAAGCCUGCAGAAAAUUACUCGAAGCAAAAGGAAGAAAAGCCAGAAAAUGAUGAACAGUCUGGAAACUAUUCUGAGCAGAAAAAUGAGAAUCCUGAGAAUUAUUCUGAAGAAGAACAAGGAGAAGAAUACGGCGACGGACCUUCACUCACCAUUUCAACUUUGCUUGAUGGCUUGCCUUCUUUGGAUGAUUUGCUAUCUUUUGUUCAUUAUCAUAGAAGCUGUCCAAAAGCUGAAUCUAUUAUUAACAGAAAAGUCAAAGAAUGGUUCAAGAAGGAUUAUACUGUUGCUGCUGCUCUACUAAGGUUGCACUUCCAUGAUUGUGCUGUCAGAGGGUGUGAUGCAUCAAUUCUGUUGGACUAUGAAGGAAGUGAAAGAAGAGCAGAAGAAAGCAAAAGCCUAAGAGGAUUUGAAGUGAUUGAUGAAAUCAAAGCAGAGAUUGAGAAAGUUUGUCCUAAAACAGUCUCUUGUGCUGACAUUCUUACGGCCGCCGCUAGAGAUGCUACUGUUCUUCUUGGCGGUCCGUAUUGGAUGGUGCCCUACGGAAGGAAAGAUGGCAAAGUUUCUGUUUAUACGGAGACAAGAUUAGUCCCGACGGGUCUUGAAAAUAUUACAACUCUCAUUGAAUUCUACCAGUCUAAUGGCCUCAAUGUUGUUGAUUUGGUUGUUCUUUCAGGUGCACAUACAAUUGGCAGGGCAACAUGCGGAUCAAUUCAACACAGGCUAUACAACUACGAGGGAACAGGCAAGCCAGACCCGUCACUUGACACUAAAUAUUUGAACUUCUUGACAAGAAAAUGUAGGUGGGCAUCUGAAUAUGUUGAUCUUGAUGGUUCGACUCCAACUACAUUUGAUAACGAAUACUAUCAGAAUCUUCAGAAGAAUAUGGGGCUUUUAAUGUCGGAUCAAUUGCUUUACUCCGAUCCUAGAACUGCUCCUCUCGUUGACACAUUUGCGUCUGCACCUGAAGUUUUCUAUCACCAGUUUGCUGUUUCUAUGACAAAGCUUGGCAACAUCCUUAUCCCUUCUGUUCUUGAUGAUGGGGAAAUUCGAACCUUUUGCGGUUCUGUUAACUCUUACUAGAUAUAGGCUUUUGAUCUUUUGUUUUUAUAUAAUACAUAUUGGGUUCAUUUUAUUGAAUAAUUCUCCAAGAUUUUGGUGAUUGUUCUGUUGUUGUUUAUUCACAAAAGUGAAAAUCUUGUUCAUCAAUCUAAUACAAAUUCAAAGUUGUUUUGAUCGAUCA
Molecule: messenger RNA, 1744 nt
Organism: Mercurialis annua (annual mercury)
Lineage: Eukaryota; Viridiplantae; Streptophyta; Magnoliopsida; Malpighiales; Euphorbiaceae
Product: peroxidase 7
Exons: 3
Coding region: 25-1584 (519 amino acids)
Biological process (GO): response to oxidative stress; hydrogen peroxide catabolic process
Cellular component (GO): plant-type cell wall; plasmodesma
Molecular function (GO): heme binding; peroxidase activity
Source: RefSeq, a predicted model, not a curated record